UCAGGGGCCGCGCAGGACCUCGGGUGGGGCGGGGGCCGGGAAGCGGGUUAGGCGGCGGCAGUCAUGAGCGCCGUGGAUCUAUCCCGCGUGGGCGCGUGUGUCCUGAAGCAUGCGGUGACCGGGGAGGCCGUGGAGCUGCAGAGCCUGUGGCAGGAGCAGGCGUGCGUGGUGGCCGGCCUGCGGCGCUUCGGCUGCAUGGUGUGUCGCUGGAUCGCCCGGGACCUCAGCAGCCUCAGGGGGCUCCUGGACCGGCACGGCGUGCGCCUGGUCGGCGUGGGGCCGGAGGCACUGGGCCUGCAGGAGUUCCUGGAUGGCGGCUACUUCGCGGGAGAGCUGUACCUGGAUGAGAGCAAACAGCUCUAUAAAGAACUGGGCUUUAAGCGGUACAACAGCUUGAGCAUCCUGUCAGCUGCCGUGGGGAAGCCUGUGCGUGAUGUGGCCGCCAAGGCCAAGGCUGUUGGCAUUCAGGGGAACCUGUCGGGGGACCUGCUGCAGAGUGGAGGGCUGCUGGUGGUCGGCAAAGGUGGUGACAAAGUGCUGCUGCACUUUGUCCAGAAGUCUCCAGGUGACUAUGUUCCCCAAGAGAACAUUCUGCAGGCCUUGGGCAUAUCUGCAGAGGUCUCUGCCAGCGAGCAGCCCCAGUGUGACGAGGAGGUGUGUGGGAGGUGAAGACCUCUGGCGAUCUGGGAGGACCUACGGCCUGGGUGUCCUGGGAGUCGGAUUGAAGAAUUGUCUGGAGUCGCAGCGGGCCGAGACUGAACCUAGCCUGCUCUGCCAGCAACAAUGAGCCAUUAAACCACUGUUCCUGGA
Molecule: messenger RNA, 810 nt
Organism: Cynocephalus volans (Philippine flying lemur)
Lineage: Eukaryota; Metazoa; Chordata; Mammalia; Dermoptera; Cynocephalidae
Gene: PRXL2B
Product: peroxiredoxin like 2B
Exons: 7
Coding region: 64-669 (201 amino acids)
Biological process (GO): prostaglandin biosynthetic process
Molecular function (GO): prostaglandin F synthase activity
Source: RefSeq, a predicted model, not a curated record